AUGUUCCGUUCGAGAUCCAAACAAAAAUUGGUACAAAUAUCUCUUUUGAGCCAAAUUUGGAAAGUCCCUCGAAGAACCCAACCGUGCUAUAAACCAUGGAAUAAAUAUGGAAUUGCCACUAGUGCAGUUGAUUUUGCUUUAUAUUUAUUAUUAAGGUCAGUGUUGGAUGAACUGCGAGAUCAAAAAAUUGAACAAUUUGCGGAAAAAUUGACCGGCCAGGACCUUGUGGAUUUUGUAAAUAAAAAGCAAAAUUUAUGGACAGCCAAAUUAUAUUCGAAAUUCGAAUCAUUAUCCAAUCGGGUGAAACGUGGAAUGUUGGGAGUAAAACAUAUGGCAUUGUCGGCGGAUGAGAGAAGAAAUUUGUCACCAACGCGUUUUUCUUCAAUGUACAUACCAGAACAGUUCGAUUCGCGAGAACACUGGGAUAUGUGCCCAUCCAUUAAAAAUAUUCGUGACCAGUCAUCCUGCGGCUCUUGUUGGGCUUUCGGAGCAGUAGAAGCAAUGUCAGAUCGUAUUUGCAUAGCAAGUAAAGGAAAAAUACAUGUGUCACUUUCCGCUGAUGAUUUGCUUAGCUGUUGUAGAUCUUGUGGAUUUGGGUAUGCUGAUUAUCAUAUUAAACUCAGUGAACCAAUGGAGGCCUGGCAAUACUGGGUGCAUAAUGGAAUCGUCACUGGAAGCAAUUUUACUUCCCAUGAUGGUUGCAAACCAUAUCCAUUCCCACCAUGUGAACAUCACUCAAAUAAAACGCAUUAUAAGCCAUGCCAUCACGAUCUUUAUCCAACUCCCAAAUGUGAAAAGACUUGUGUACCUUCAUAUCAUGACAAAUCUUAUUUGCAGGACAAGUUUUAUGGAGAGCAUGCUUAUGCUGUCGAGGAUGAUGUUUUAUCAAUUCAGAAAGAAAUAUUGACCCAUGGUCCAGUAGAAGCAUCAUUCGAAGUCUAUGAGGAUUUUCUUACCUAUGGCUCAGGCGUCUACAAGCAUGUUGCUGGUGCUUUCGAUGGUGGCCAUGCUGUUAAACUAAUUGGCUGGGGAAUCGAUCAAGGAGUUCCAUACUGGACAGCAGCAAACUCAUGGAAUGCCGAUUGGGGUGAAGAUGGCUUCUUCCGCAUUCUUCGAGGCGUAGAUGAAUGUGGGAUCGAAAGCGGUAUUGUUGCUGGUUUACCUAAAUUGCCGAAAUUGAAUGGCACUGAUGCAAAAAGCAAGGAUAAAUUUGAUGAAUUUGCUAAAUUAAAUAAGCGCUUUGCAUCAUUAACAAAAGAUGAAUUACGUCGUUUUUUUGGAGCCAAAAAAUUAAACAGCUUGAAAAAAGCAAAGUUCGCAGCUGAAGAAAAUUAUGCCAACAUCGAUAUUCCAAAAUCAUUUGAUGCUCGAGAUCAGUGGCCUCUCUGGUCAUGUUGGGCAUUCGGAGCAGUCGAAGCGAUGUCCGAUAGAAUUUGUAUAGCAUCGAAUCAGACGAAAAAGGUUACGCUUUCAGCCAGAGACCUUCUCAGUUGUUGCAAUGAAUGUGGAGAUGGAUGUGAUGGUGGUUUUCCAUUAUUGGCUUGGGAGCACUGGUACAAUAAAGGCAUUGUAACUGGAAGCGAUUAUAUAUCGAACACUGGUUGCCAACCAUAUCCUUUCCCCGAAUGCGCUCAUCAUAAUAAUAACAGUCACCUACCACCAUGCAAUGCAAACCUCUACGAUACACCUACUUGUAAAUAUGAAUGUUCAAAUAGUUAUUCGAAAUCAUAUAGCAGUGAUAAAUAUUAUGGUGAGGCGACCGGAAAUCGUCCAUUUUCGUUGCUUGAAAAUGUAACUCGCAUCCAGCUCGAAAUAUUGAACAAUGGUCCUGUUGAAGCUGCUUUCGAUGUUUAUAGUGAUUUCAUUUAUUAUGAGAAAGGAAUUUACAAGCACGUAACGAGUGAUACAAUUGGUGGCCACGCGAUUAAAAUCAUCGGUUGGGGCGUAGAAAAUUCGACUUCUUAUUGGUUAAUUGCGAAUUCUUGGAAUGCAGAAUGGGGUGAAAAUGGUCAGAAUUUUUUCAGUUAUAUUUCAAAUUUAAUUCUUUAA
Molecule: messenger RNA, 2049 nt
Organism: Dracunculus medinensis (Guinea worm)
Lineage: Eukaryota; Metazoa; Nematoda; Chromadorea; Rhabditida; Dracunculidae
Source: the annotation of a GenBank genome assembly